CUUAGCAUCUCAGGUUCUGAAAUUGAAGUGAAUGUAAAAGGAAAAAUGGUCUCUGCAACAAACCCUAACCCUAAAAAUGUGUACCACAUCGGAGGUCUGCAAGUGGAAUUUCCCUACCAACCGUACGGGUCUCAAUUUGCAUUUAUGGGCAGAGUAAUCUCCACCCUUAACCGAGCUCAGAGAGAAGGCCAUUGUCACGCUUUGCUCGAGUCUCCAACUGGCACUGGCAAGUCCCUUUCUCUUCUCUGUUCCUCUCUCGCUUGGCAGAACCAUUGUAAAUCUAAACAACCCCACCUCAAGCCCGCCCCGGAGGCAAUCCCCGAUCCUCUGGCUCAUGGAGGCGGAUUUGUUCCCGAAGAGGUUUCACCUUCUUCUGCAUCAGAAAAUUUGGACCGUACGCAAUCUGAGGUCAACAACAAGAAGCAGAAGAAAAAGGCAGCACCAACUAUAUAUUAUGCUUCGAGAACACAUUCACAAAUUUCUCAAGUGAUUCGUGAAUUGCGGAAAACUGCAUACAGGGUGCCUAUGGCUGUGUUGGCAUCACGGAAACAUUACUGCACCAAUACAAAUAUACUUGGCAAAGAGAAUAUUGAUGAAGAAUGCAAACAAUUAUUGAAAGAUCAGGCAACCGGGUGUCCAGAAUUCAAAAAUGCACAUAAAGUCAAAGGUCAUCCCUCUCUUCAGAAAGGAGGAUGCAAUGAAGUGCAUGACAUAGAAGAUCUUGUAAAAGUUGGACAAGUAGUGAAAGGUUGCUCUUAUUAUGCUGCUCGUUCUAUGUCAGAUGAUGCAGAGUUGGUAUUUUGUCCAUAUAGCUACAUCAUUAAUCCAGUCAUUCGGGCAGCAAUGGACGUGGAUAUUAAAGGAGCUGUAGUGAUUCUUGAUGAAGCUCACAAUAUAGAGGACAUUGCUCGUGAUUCUGGCAGUGUGGAUAUUGAAGAGGAUGUUUUGGAUAAAUUACAAAUGGAGCUCCAGCAACUUUGUCCUAUAAAUGCCACAAUUUACCGACCACUAUAUGAAAUGGCGCAGGGCCUUACUAGUUGGAUGGAAGAGAAGAAAAACAUGCUAGAAAAGCGUGAUUUUCAGCACUAUGUAUCGUGUUGGACUGGUGAUAAAGCUUUAAGAGAGCUUGAAGAAGCAAAUAUUUCGAAACAGUGCUUCCCUAUUUUGCUAGAAUGUGCAACCAAGGCAAUCAAAGUUGCUACAGACUUGGAGGCAGAAGCACCUCAUUUAAGUGGCAUGUCGGUGAUAACACUAGAAGGUUUAUUCUCAUCACUAACAUAUUUCUUCUCAAGAAAUGGUUCUCACAUGUUGGACUACCAGCUUGCUCUUCAGCGCUAUGUUAGAAAAGAUACUGGAAGAGCUUUUGGAAAUUGGACGUAUGCUUUAAGUUUGUGGUGCUUGAAUCCAGCAGUUGUGUUUAAAGAUGUUGCUGAUCUUUCUUUAUCAAUCAUCUUGACUUCUGGGACACUGUCACCAAUGACAUCCUUUUCUUCUGAGCUUGGAGUUCAUUUUGAAACUAGUCUUGAAGCUCCACAUGUCAUUGAUGUUGACUCACAGGUGUGGCCUGCUAUAAUCUCCACUGGUCCUGGUAAUUGUCCAUUAAAUGCAAGUUACAAAACAGCUGACGGAUAUGCAUUCCAGGAUGCAGUUGGAAAAUCUUUAGAGGAAAUCUUCAAGAUUGUUCCAGGUGGAUGUCUUGUGUUCUUUCCAAGUUAUAAAUUGAUGGAAAAGUUAUGCAACCGUUGGUCUGAAACAGGUCAAUGGUCUCGAUUAAAUGCAGAAAAGUCCCUUUUUGUUGAACCAAGAGGAGGAAGCCAAGAUGAUUUUGAACUUGCAUUAAAGGGGUAUUAUGAUUCAAUUCAUCAUGGCAAAAGACCUACAUUGGGAAGGAGGCGAAGAAUUAGGAAAAUUGAUCUGAAUCAUGUCCAUGCAGUUGAUUCACUACAGAAUUCUAAUAAAGAAGGAGCUGCUUUACUUGGUGUUUGUCGAGGAAAGGUUUCUGAAGGAAUUGAUUUCUCCGAUGAUAAUGCCAGAGUAGUUAUUAUUGUUGGUAUUCCAUUUCCCAAUAUAAAUGAUAUUCAAGUUGCACUAAAGAAGAAAUAUAAUGACACAUACAAAUUAUCCAAAAAUCUUUUGAGUGGAAAUGAAUGGUACUGCCACCAAACAUUUCGAGCUUUAAAUCAAGCUGCAGGGCGCUGUAUACGGCACAAACUUGAUUAUGGAGCAAUCAUUCUACUGGAUGAACGUUUUCGGGAAGAAAGAAAUAGAGCAUUCUUUUCAAAGUGGCUAAGAAGACCAUUGAGAGUGUAUGACAGCUUUGAUUUGUCAUUGGUGGGACUAAAAUCAUUCUUUGAGGAUGCCAAGGAACGUUAUGGCAUGAAUAAAGUGCAUGUCAUGCAAAAAUUGGGCUCAAAUAGUGAUGAUGUCCCAGACAAGGAUCAGAAUAUGAGGUUCACAAGGAAAAAAAAACAUAAACAGAACAAGUCUGGUUGUGGAGAUGGGAGAGAAACAUCAGUGAUUGAGAAUAACAUCUCUUUUCCCAUUCUAACCUCUCAAGAUCUUGGUGAGUGUCAGCCAUCAGCCCAAUGGAAUAACAACACAUACAAUUGUAAAGCUCAACCAGAAGGCUGUAAUCAGACAGAGCCAAGGUUCUCCGGGGAAUCAUUUGUGGCAAUCAGACAUGUUGGCAGUGAUCCUGGUAGUCCUGAUUGCUCCAAGUAUGACAACUCUGGUUCUACCAUAAUUGAGUCCUUUGCUCAAUUUCCAGAUCACUUAUCAAGUCUUCCAAUGUCUUCAACCAAUGGAAGUAAAAAUUCUUCAAGGGCCCAGUCUUCAAUAACAAUAACUCCUGAAAAGAAUGCAACAAAUUAUAUACAAGAAAUGGAAUCAUCUUUGAAUUUAAGUGUCAAUUCUCACAAUCAGAAAAGGAGAAAACCCUUGGUCACACCAUUUAUAGACCUCACUGAAGAAGAAAAUUAUAUUGCACCUUGUGCCAGUCCUCUUACACGGUACACAAAAAGCUCAGUGGAUGUUAAAGAGAUAACUCAUGGAUGUGAGAAUGGUUUUGAGAGAACUUGGGAUUCAAAUUGUCCGUUACUGACCAGCAAUAUACCUAUUUCAUGUUCAUUAACUGUUCCUCUACUGGACAAAAGGUUACAGAUAUUUUGUUCAUUCUGCAAAAGUCCAUUGGGCCGACCUGAGAACCAUCUAUAUCUUACAUGCUCGUUGAUUACAUCAUCAAAAGCUCAUUUAAGAUCCCUUUUGAAACAGAGACUGAAAACUUAUGCUACUGAUACUUUAAAGAGCAUACCAGUUAUUAUUACUGAUCCUUCAUUUGUUGAUCAACGAAUUUGUAAUAGAACACCUAACAGUGAACCAGAACAAGGAAUUUGGUGUCCAAAAGAUGGGUGUGUCUUCAGCACUAUUUUCUGUCCCUUCUGCAGUAAUGCCAACAAUUUGCUAGGAGUUCAGAUCAUGGCAACCAAUUCAUCAAAUGUUCAGUUACUUAACAAGAUAUUGUUUUACUUUGAUUCUUUGGAAGUGAAGAACCAUGAGGAAUCCGGGAAUGAGACUUCAGGGGAAGUGGAUCUGUUACCAGUUAAUGACUCAGCUGUGGAUGAAAUUGCUGCCUUGAAUUCCUUUGAUAAAUAUUCUUAUUUUCCCCAACCAGGGAAUUCAAAAGUCUGGAAGACUAGAAAAUCUAAGGUAAGAAUUUAGGUAUUGCUUGAAGCAUAUUUUGUUAAUAGGUAUACUUUGUCUUAGAGUUGUUUGUAAAUGAUGCAGCAAGGGCUUGCCUUGUGCAGCAAGCCAAAAUAGAAGCUUGUAAGGCUGGAAUUAUAAUGCAGUUUUUGCAACCAUGUUAUGAACACAGAUUAAG
This is a messenger RNA of Abrus precatorius (Indian licorice), 3877 nucleotides long. Its product is annotated as Fanconi anemia group J protein homolog. Bases 46 to 3717 code for a protein of 1223 amino acids. Lineage: Eukaryota; Viridiplantae; Streptophyta; Magnoliopsida; Fabales; Fabaceae. Gene Ontology annotation, biological process: nucleotide-excision repair; double-strand break repair involved in meiotic recombination. The record is from RefSeq and is a predicted model, not a curated record. The transcript is spliced from 27 exons. Gene Ontology annotation, cellular component: nucleus. Gene Ontology annotation, molecular function: ATP binding; hydrolase activity, acting on acid anhydrides, in phosphorus-containing anhydrides; DNA helicase activity.